Wasmannia auropunctata (little fire ant) is the source of this 907-nucleotide messenger RNA. It is a transcript of the gene Pfdn1, whose product is annotated as prefoldin subunit 1. The record is from RefSeq and is a predicted model, not a curated record. Gene Ontology annotation, biological process: protein folding. Gene Ontology annotation, cellular component: prefoldin complex; cytoplasm. The transcript is spliced from 2 exons. NCBI's taxonomy places the organism in Eukaryota, Metazoa, Arthropoda, Insecta, Hymenoptera, Formicidae. Gene Ontology annotation, molecular function: protein folding chaperone. Bases 174 to 554 code for a protein of 126 amino acids.
AACGUGACUCACUUCACGACUGUGUUGCUUCCUGCGGUAAUUGACGUAUAUGGUUAGGAAUUGUGUUGAGACUUGAGAGCAUUAUACAACAAAAUACAUUUCACGACUGCGGAAGGAAUAUAAGAAUACCAUUCAGUGGUCCUUAUUCACAGGAGACAUUGUGAUAAUCGAGGAUGUCGAAGGUGUUGGACGAGGAACUGAAGCAGGCCUUCUCGAAGCUGCACGAGAAGAUGGUGGACACUAAGCAGAAGUUGAAGUUGGCCGAUAUGCAAAUCGACAAGUUGCGGCGUACGAAGCAACGGGCGGAGCUCACCACGAAGGAGAUCGGCAGCUUGCCCGACGACACGAGGAUGUACGAGUCCGUCGGCCGGAUGUUCCUCCUAGAUAACAUGAGCAACAUUAAGGACAAUCUGGACAGUAGGAUAAAGACGUCCGACGAGAAGAUUAAGACGCUAGAGAAUAACAAAACGUACCUGCAGCGGAGUUUGAAGGAGAGCGAGAAUGAAAUCAGAGAGAUGAUUCAGCAGAAGCAGAGCAAGGAGACGUCGGGCUAAGACUUAUGUGUCGAGAUGCUACUUUAAUGGUUUUCUUUUAUUGAUCUCUUUGGAACCUUUUGGAUUAUUAUUUGAGAUAUGUAUCUGUAAAUAUACAGUAUCAUGAAAAAUCUGUCAUCUGUUGGCUUAACGUCGCGCUUCACAUGCAUUUUUGUAAUUGUGACAUUUUUUUUUGUAUACCGUACGUGGAAUGAAAUUAUUGUCAAUAAACUUCACUUUGUGAGAGUUAAACUCGAUUAUCUUUAAUUAUAUAUAAAAUUGUAUAUGAGAGAAAUACAAGGAACGAUAUUGUAUGUAUUUAUAAGACAAUAAUGAUUAUAAUUAAAUAAACAUUUUGAUUUUGUAGCUUGAAA